This is a messenger RNA of Acanthaster planci (crown-of-thorns starfish), 3451 nucleotides long. RefSeq names its product serine/arginine-rich splicing factor 1-like. Lineage: Eukaryota; Metazoa; Echinodermata; Asteroidea; Valvatida; Acanthasteridae. Gene Ontology annotation, molecular function: mRNA binding. The record is from RefSeq and is a predicted model, not a curated record. Gene Ontology annotation, cellular component: nucleus; cytoplasm.
GUACUUACUGUGGGCACGCGUGAUCGUAGCCGCGGCGCACGCGUAAUACAUGUAUUUCGAACCCUAGCCGUAGCCACACUUGUUCGGACACAGCUUGACCUUUCACGGAAAUCGAUAUAAUUUUAGUCUGGUUCUCGGGCGUCUGUUUUCAUAGAGAUACUGUAAAUACGUAUGCGGCAAAUAUCAGACUUCAACACCGACGCGGAAAAUUCACGUGGCUUCCACUCGAAGCUCAGUGAAGUCAACUGCGUUCUUGUGAAAGUUGCCCGGCGAGUUUGCACGUUAAUCUUGCAGAUUUGUUCUCAUUGUUCAAGUCAAGUGUUGCUGUGGACAGUGAAAAUCUGUUCAAGACGUAAUUUAGGAGUGAACUAUCACUGUUAGUUGUCGAAACAUCCUGUUUAUCAGAGUAUAUAUUGCAUACCCUACCGAACCGAGAAUGUCGUACGGCCGCCAGUCAUCAGACUGUCGGAUUUACGUCGGCAAUUUGCCAUCAAACAUCAGGGAGAAGGAGGUGGAAGAUUUAUUUUUUAAGUAUGGCAGGAUAUCUAACAUUGACCUGAAGAACAGGUCCCCUGGACCGGCGUUUGCCUUCAUUGAAUUUGAGGACAGAAGAGAUGCUGAAGACGCAAUCUACUACCGAAAUGGAUGCGAUUUCGACAACUGCAGACUACGGGUUGAACGCCCUCGCGGUGAUGGGCCCCGAGGAGGCUACAGUGGGGGGAGAAGGGGUGGUCCCCCACCCAGGAGAUCUGACUACCGAUGUAUCAUAUCAGGACUGCCUUCUACUGGUAGUUGGCAAGACUUGAAGGACCACAUGCGCGAGGCUGGUGAUGUCUGUUACGCAGAUGUAUACCGAGAUGGCACUGGUGUAGUGGAGUUUGUCAGGGAAGAGGACAUGCGAUUUGCCUGCAAGUCGCUUGAUGACACCAAGUUUCAUUCACAUGAGGGUGACACAUCUUACAUUCGUGUGAAAACUGACUACAAAGGUGGACGCAGCCGAUCCCGAAGUCGGUCUCCGAGGCGCUACAGCCCCAGGCGAAGCCCGAGACGUUCCUCCUACAGUCCCAAGCGCUCUCGGCGCUCCUACUCCAGGUCCAGGUCCCGCAGCCGAUCCAGGGGCCGCGACAGCCGCAGCCGUUCCCAUUCUCGUUAAAAGUCUGUCCUAACAACAUGGGCGAUCGAACGUAGUGACCCAAACAAGGAAGUACGGAUGCCAAUUUCAAAAAGGACAUGGGAGACCAAGGUUGGUUUACACCACAAAAUCCCCCCAAACCCCAGAACAGGUGUUCAAAUCAGAGUCAAUCUAUAACAGGUCAUUCAGAAGUACAUGCCGGUAUCUGUUUCAUAUUCCUUCUGUCUACAACUACAGACGUGGACUCCAGCCUACCUUUCACUUCACAAGACAAAAUUAGAGCAUGCCUUAUUAAGUCCUCAUUAUGCAAGUGAAGGCCCUCGUCUUUUCAGGUUGAGACUUUAACCGUAACCCCCCCCCCCUCCGGCUCUUGCAUUAGGGGUAUACUGAACCCAACAAACUUCAACAGACACAUGUACUUGUAUAUGCAGGUCACUGUACCAAACCUGAUAAACUCCAACAAAAUGACUCUGUUGGGAGUUUGAGUGAUACGGUACGGAUGGGUCUAUGCAGUAUUGGAUGACUUGCACUAACCAGUAAACAAACCUGAGAAAAUCAAGCCUAGUUGAACACUUGGUACAGCAAGCCAAACACUGCUCACAGUGAUCCCUGUGUGUUCCAACUUACACAAAAUCUAACACCAAGUCCAACAAAUUCAACAAGAAGUUAAACGGGUCUAGUACCAAACCUGCCAAUACCUAGCUGUUGGAGUUUGAUGGAUACUGGGUGGUUGAGGUUAAUGGCCUAAAAGGCUGUAACACAUGAUCAUUUUUUUGUUAAUAUAACGUAGAUACUUUUUAAAGAAGUCCAGUAUGGCUAAAGCUUGUGAUUUUGGCAUUCGUUGAGCUUGAAAUCUAUGUUUAUGCACCAAUUAAUGUUUGCUUACAAUUCUGCUAUUAAAAAUUUACACUUCCCCUUUGAUAAUUGUAGAAGCUGUGUUUUGUUUGAAUAUGUAUUCAGGAAUUGAAUUUGCAUUGGAAGUACAAACUACGUUUACAUUAGGCAUAGACUAGCAUAAGCAAUUUGUAAUUUUUUAUAAAACAAAUGAGAGUUUCUUUUCUAAUUAAAAAUAGGACAGUUAAGACAAUCAACUCAUGACCCAAAUUUGGCCUCUUUGUAAGAUAAUUUUUUCCAGGAGAGCAGGCGCGGUUCUAGAACAUGUGACCUCACCUUUUAACUUUCACGGCAACUUUUGCAUUUUUGCUAUUUUUUCGGGAAGGGGGGCUGCACAGAAGUUUGGGGGCCAAAGCCCCCUGUAGAUCCGUGCCUGCAAGAGAGAUCAAAUUCAUCUUGUCCCACCUGUGUGGACAUCCAUGUCCUCAAACCAUUUCUGGCUCAUUUCUCAGGAUAUUGUAACAGAAGAUUUGUCCAUUCAGUUCACCUAUUAGCUUUGAUGUCUUAUGUCCACACAGUCAAGUCACAGACCCAUAUUGUGCUUCAUCUUGGUUGUGAUUGGUUGAAACACUCCUGGCAUUUUUUAUUCAAGCAAUGGGCAAUCACAUGUACAACAUUCACAACAUUUUAGACGGCCUCAAAAAGAUCUCCUCUCAGGACCUGUGUUUUCACAACCUUUUGUAUUUUUUCAAUGUCCUCAGUGCCGUAAGGAUGGACAUUCGGAAUUCUGGAUUCCUUAGGAUAAGCACUGGAAUCGAGGAGUCAAAGGAAGGAUUUUUUAGAACAGAUUUUGGUUGUCAUGGCUGGAUCAGGAAAAGAGGGCACUGAGUUUGGAGCAGCCACUUUUUUGGGCAAACAAAGGACUGCCACUAGGAACAGGCUUUUGAACCAAUGCCAAGUUUGGGACAAAUCACGGACGGACUUGAUGGUACUGGUAGUCUGGUAUGAUUAAAAAAAUAUUGCAUUCUGUAGCAUGUUUGAGUUAUUUCUGAGGCAGAUUUUUCCUUCCAAUGAUACACACCAUUUGUGGAAAGCAUAUUUGAUCCUUCAAUAUUUGGCCAUUUUAUGAUGAAUCACCAAUCCAAGGACGUAAAAAGAAAAAAAAAUCAAAUGUAAAUUUGUCUCAGCUUCAUUAGGUAGUGAUUCAAACAUGUACUCCAGAUAUUGAUGUAAUAUUUUGUACUUUAUAAUCAUUGGUAUUUUUUUAAUUCUGUGGGGUUGAACACGUUUAUACAUUUUUAUCACAUAGCAUGAUGUUUGUCCUGUUACUUGAGCGUGCUUUAGUUAUGGAUUAGUAGUUUGAUGUGACAUUUUUAAUUUGUGAAAACUGUUUACUGAGUUGAUAAUUAAAUAAGUGUUUUUUCAAAGUGGUAUCUUUUUUUGGGAAAAGUAAAUGCAUUUUUGGCAUUUUUGUUUGCCUAGAAA